Messenger RNA from Heterocephalus glaber (naked mole-rat), 1227 nucleotides. The record is from RefSeq and is a predicted model, not a curated record. NCBI's taxonomy places the organism in Eukaryota, Metazoa, Chordata, Mammalia, Rodentia, Bathyergidae.
AUGAAGAACCCAAAAGCCCAAUAGGAUGUUUCACACGUCAUUCAAAUGAUGUUUUUCAUGGUGAAGCCCAGUGAAACUUCAUUCCAAAUAGAAGAGGCUCCUGAUUACCUGAGAAAGGAAAUUCCAUUUUUCAUUUCCUUGAUGGUGCUUGAACAUGUUGUCAGUUAGAUUUGCAUCAGGAAGCCACCAGAUGGGUUGCAUGGUGCUUUAACAUCACUGUCUGCCAGUGUUCUGGCUCAGCUUCCAAGUCUGAUUUUCAAGAGCUGUGAAGUGACCAGUUAUGUUUAUAUGUGGGAGAACUACAGGUUCUUCAAUUUGCCUUGGGAUUCUCUGUGAAUUUGGUAUUUAACCAUUUUAGCAGUUGUCCUUUGCUACUACUGGUUCCAUCACAUGGCUCAUCAUAAGGUUAAUAUUAUGUGGGCAGGAUACCAAACACACCACAGUUCUGCAGUCUGUAACUUAGAUAAAAAGGAUGCUUUAGGAGAAUUGAAAGAUGAUUGGAAGUGGCUACUUCCAGAGAUCCAGAUUUUCUACUCUCGUAGGGCCCUCUGCAAACCUCCUUCCGUAUAUGCUGUUCAUCUUCAGUUAAAUUUCCUCUACCUAUUUUGGAUCCACACAGAGGUCAUCAAUAAGCUUGUCCCUUUGGAACUGAUUCUUAAUAUUCCUAGCUAUCGUAGAGUUCAUCAUGGUAGAAAUUGUUAUUGCAUAGACAGAACUUUUGCUGGCACACUUAUUAUUUGGGAUAGAAUUUUUGGUAACUAUGAAAAUCAAAAAAUUAAAGUUGUGCAUGGUCUAACACUUCCCAUGAAUAUGUUUGAACAACUCAAGGUGCAAUACAACUAUUUAUUUUACAUAUGGACUACAUUCAGGACCACACCUGGAUUCUUUCAUAAGUUUUCUGUCAUAUUUAAAGGACCAGGAAGGGGCCUAGGUAAACCAAAACUUGGACUGAGUGAAGAGAUCCCAGUGGUUGCAGGAAAAGCUCCCUUCUCAUCCUCUGCAUCUCAGCUAUGAAAGACGUACACAAUCACACAGGUUGCUCUGAUGCAGGCAUUUCAUGGAGAUACCUUUGCAAAUACAGUGGCACUAUUACAGAUAACUCUCCUUCUGAGAAUUUUCUUCAUCAUCUUGACCUUGACCUCCAAUGGAUCUCUUCUGGAUCAAAAGCAAGAAGCAGCUCUUUUGGAAACUCUUCAUUGCUUGGUGUUCUCAAUCCUGUGUGCAUAA